Rangifer tarandus platyrhynchus (Svalbard reindeer) is the source of this 1479-nucleotide messenger RNA. The record is from the annotation of a GenBank genome assembly. NCBI's taxonomy places the organism in Eukaryota, Metazoa, Chordata, Mammalia, Artiodactyla, Cervidae.
AUGGACUUUCUCCUGGGGAACCCGUUCAGCUCUCCGGUGGGACAGCGCAUCGAGAAAGCCACGGAUGGCUCCCUGCAGAGCGAGGACUGGGCGCUCAACAUGGAGAUCUGUGACAUCAUCAAUGAGACCGAGGAAGGUCCCAAAGAUGCCUUCCGAGCCGUGAAGAAGAGAAUCGUGGGGAACAAGAACUUCCACGAGGUGAUGUUAGCUCUCACGGUCUUGGAAACCUGCGUCAAGAACUGUGGGCACCGCUUCCACGUGCUGGUGGCCAGCCAGGACUUUGUGGAGGGUGUGCUAGUGAGGACCAUCCUGCCCAAAAACAACCCGCCCACCAUCGUGCACGACAAGGUGCUUACCCUCAUUCAGUCCUGGGCUGACGCGUUCCGCAGCUCGCCCGACUUGACUGGUGUGGUGGCUGUCUACGAGGAUCUGCAGAGGAAGGGCCUGGAGUUCCCCAUGACUGACCUGGACAUGCUGUCGCCCAUCCACACGCCCCAGAGGACCGUGUUCAACUCAGAGACACAGUCAGGACAGAAUUCCAUGGGCACUGACACCAGCCAUCGAGGGGACUCCAACCAACACACCACACCCCUGCCCACCUCGGCCCUACUCCCCAGCGACACACCCAUAACACCGACCCCUGAGCAGAUUGGGAAGCUUCGCAGCGAGCUGGAGAUGGUGAGCGGAAAUGUGAGGGUGAUGUCAGAGAUGCUGACGGAGCUGGUGCCCACCCAGACAGAGCCAGCGGACCUGGAGCUACUACAGGAGCUCAACCGGACGUGCCGCGCCAUGCAGCAGCGGGUCCUGGAGCUCAUCCCCCGCAUUGCCAACGAGCAGCUUACCGAGGAGCUGCUCAUCGUCAAUGACAAUCUCAACAACGUCUUCCUGCGCCACGAACGGUUUGAACGCCUCCGAACAGGCCAGACCACCAAGGCCCCAGGUGAGGCCGAGGCGGCCCCUGACCUGAUCGACAUGGGCCCUGACCCUGUAGCCGCCGGCAGCCUCUCGUCCCAGCUGGCAGAAAUGAACCUGGGCUCCAGCAGCGUGAGGGCUGGCCUGCAGUCUCUGGAGGCCUCUGGCCGACUGGAAGACGAGUUUGACAUGUUUGCGCUAACACGGGGCAGCUCACUGGCUGACCAACGCAAAGAGGUAAAAUAUGAAGCCCCUCAAGCAACAGAUGGCCUGGCUGGAGCCCUGGAUGCCCGGCAGCAAAGCACUGGAGCGAUCCCUGUCACCCAGGCCUGCCUCAUGGAGGACAUCGAGAAGUGGCUGUCCACGGACGUGGGGAAUGACGUGGAGGAGCCCAAAGGCGUCACCAGUGAAGAAUUUGACAAGUUCCUGGAAGAACGUGCCAAAGUGGCCGAUCGUUUGCCCAACCUCUCCAGUCCCUCCACCGAGGGGCCCCCAGGCCCCCCACCUGGCAGUGCCCCGAGAAAGAAGACCCAGGAGAAAGAAGACGACAUGCUGUUUGCCUUAUGA